GAAACGAUAAAUUUAAUUUACUCCAGUACAAAUUCACUAAUAUUAUUAAGAUAUGAUUAUUUAUUUGUUUUAGUUCUAUAACUAUAUCAAGAAAUUAUAUAGCGAAAGAAAAAUUCACAAUAGACAGGUUUUAAUAGCUAUAGUUGAAAUUGACAGUGAUAGUGACUCUAAUUAUGAACAGGAAAGAGUCUUAUGGUCAGAUAUCUUUUUGGAGAAGGAAAAUAAGAAUUUUGCAUAUCCAUUUAGAUGUAAAUAAAGAUGGAAUAAUCAAUUAUGACAACUUCAUGCUACAGACUGAACAAUUUUCUAAAAUAAGAGACUUUUCUACAGAAGCAACUAUAGAAUUUAUAAAGAUAUUAACAGACUUGUGGGAAGAAUUAUGGGGAGAAGUUAAUCCUUACAAUCUAAUCGACAUUGAAAAAUAUAUAGAGGAAAUGGAUCAUGUACUUAAUGAUGCUUGUUUAAAAAAGAAAUGUCAUAGUUUUUUACCUUUUCUUUUUAAGGCAAUUGAUAAAGAUCAAAAUGGAGAGAUCUAUAUAAAAGAAUUUAAAUUAUUUUUUAAAUGUUUGGGACUAGAAAAUGAUCAUGUUGUUAUAUCAUUCAACUACAUUGAUAUAAAUGAAAAUGGAAAACUCAGUUUGGAAGAAUUUGUAACUUUAGGUAGAGAUUUUUUUCUUACCAAGAAUCAUACUAAGCCGAACAAACUCUUUUAGGGCCCUUUGAUAGAUUAAUUAUUUCAUGUAUAUAUUAAACUGCUUGGUAAAACUUGAGAUAAUUAUAGGAUUGUAAGUUUUCAACAAUGAUUAAUAAUAUUUAAAAUGUAAGUUAUCG
This is a messenger RNA of Vespa crabro (European hornet), 831 nucleotides long. RefSeq names its product sarcoplasmic calcium-binding protein (gene CBP). Gene Ontology annotation, molecular function: calcium ion binding. The record is from RefSeq and is a predicted model, not a curated record. Lineage: Eukaryota; Metazoa; Arthropoda; Insecta; Hymenoptera; Vespidae.